AUGGGAACGCAGUCAGUUUUCCGAUCGUUGUCACUUGCUAAGGAUCGAGGCUGGACUCGACAUCUCGCACCAGGAAAGGCACGAAUACCGCUGACAGGGGCAAGUCACAUCAGUCCAUGUUUCGCUUUCGUACCUCGGGGUGGCGGCGGGAGCGCACGACUAGCUUCUUCUACCCCCGACCUCAGUUGUAGCGCGCCUCGCCAACGACGUAUUACCUUUUGGACCGAUAUUGAAGGCGACCGAGAUUAUCUUACACGUUACGUCAAUCGUUCUCUAGUGCUCUGCUUUCGAAAAACUGUCCCUCGUCUGGACCAACGCUUGCAGCUAUCCGUCAAGAACGACAAUACUACUUACUUCCCGUACAAUCACUGUUUGGACUUUGCCCAUGAGCACGACGUUGUCGUCUAUGGGGGGGAUGUGUGGGAUCAAGGGGGCUCAGAUCUUUACGUCAUAAGACAAUUGCUCGAUCUGCAUCAGCGCUAUCCCGAUCGAGUCUUUUUUGUCAUGGGGAAUCGGGAUGUGAACAAAAUGCGUGUCAUACAGGAACUGGGUUGUCCGGGAAGUGGUGCCUCGCCAUCGCAUUACGGCGUCUACUGGCUCCAAGGAACACAAAGAGUGGGGGAUCCUGCUUUAGGAAUUAUGUCGAACAAUCCAGUUGAGCGUCUAAAGUGGAUGCUAUCUUCAACGAUGGGUAGUCCUCGUGCUUUUGACAAUCGACAAUGGGAGUUGCAGCAGGAGCGUGAAUCCCUUGGUCAAGUAGAUCGAGUCAUGGACGAGGACGUUGUUGAGUCCUAUCGCAAGUCAUGCUAUCCCACAGGAGAGAUGGGCCGAUACCUCUCACUUGCGAAUAUUACUGUUCGACUCGGGGAAGUGUUGUUUCUACACGGAGCUUUGCCGUUGACGGCGGAUGUAUUGAAAGUGGCUAGCAAGAGGAGUGUAUGGGAUGAUAUGACCUUUGCAAUGCCGUGGCUUGAACCUUCGGUAAUGACAGGUGAUAACUGUGUUGAUUCGGUUGACGACUGGUUCGAUGCGCUCAAUAUGUUUGCUUCUGAAAAAGUUCAGAAUUGGCAAAGGCAUCCUAUCGAAGAUGAAUACUGGAGUCGUGCCGGUGGCUAUAAGCACACCGCAGGAUCCUUUUCUCAGCUGAUACAGUACGGAAUGGGCUGGAUCCCUGGUCAGAAACGAAAUCCGACAGUUAUUUAUGCAAGCUGGAGUACAAACGGCAUGCCGCGGAGGUUUUUCCCCGAUCCGGAGCAUUCAUCGCUGGACGAAGCUUUUGUAAACAUGACCCACGAAUUCUUUGAACGCUCAAACUUGCGUCUACUUUGUUCGGGUCACCAACCGCAAGGUGACAUGCCCAACACAAUUCGCGUUGCACGGUCUGGAGAAGACCAAAGUCAUUGGAUCGUGAAUGGCGACACAAGCUAUUCGGGCGAUACUCUUUGGCAUCAUCUACCUGGCGAGGAAGAGAACAGAAAGAACGUGGGUCGAGGGAGAUCCCGUAGUGGAAGAGGUCCUGUGGCCGUGAGUGAGGCUAUCAUUGAGCAAUGCUCGGACACCGGCAAGGUUCUUCGUACGUUUUGCCACGGAGUCCUCAGUGACGGCAGCGAAUAUUGUACCGUACCCAUCAAUUUUUCAUCCGACAUUCCUAAAGAAGCAUUGUCCGUAGGUCGAUUGGCGUCUUCCUUAUCCUCACCUUCGAUAAAGACAUCUCCUCAUCGUGGACUGUGGUGGACGAAAGCUGCAUUUGAUGACGGAACGUGCCUUCUCGCUGCAGGCGAAGGAUUCCGGUUUUGGAACCGAAUCAUGUCAUCAUGA
This is a messenger RNA of Phaeodactylum tricornutum CCAP 1055/1, 1818 nucleotides long. RefSeq lists its product with no specific name. Lineage: Eukaryota; Bacillariophyta; Bacillariophyceae; Surirellales; Neidiaceae. Bases 1 to 1818 code for a protein of 605 amino acids. The transcript has a single exon. The record is from RefSeq and is a predicted model, not a curated record.